Molecule: messenger RNA, 2100 nt
Organism: Theileria orientalis strain Shintoku
Lineage: Eukaryota; Apicomplexa; Aconoidasida; Piroplasmida; Theileriidae
Exons: 1
Coding region: 1-2100 (699 amino acids)
Source: RefSeq, a predicted model, not a curated record
AUGGAUGAUUUAGAAAAUAUGCUAUUGAAAAAAGGAAGCAACAACACUGACAAUGAUCAAGUCUAUGUGCCCAGUGAUAUAGAAGACUAUUUUGAAAAUCGAAACGUUGAUCCUAUAGAAUUUGAAGAUUACUACGAAGAGCAAGAAGAUGUGGAUUUAAAUCUAAGUUUGGUUUCAAAAGAGGAACUUGAGCAGUGUAACGAGUACGACAUCAACAACAUGAAUAUUGAGCCUGCAGGCUUUGAUUCGGAACUAAAUCUAAACGCAACCUUAAUCGAAGAGAUUAAGGACGAAAACGAUGAUGUAAAAGAUAAAGAAAGUGAGUCAGAAAGUCUAUGUAAGGAAUUAAAUGGAACCGAAGAUAAUGAAGAGGAUGCUGAUCAAUUUAACGCAGAGAACGCUAAAAAUGAAAAUAAUUGUAACGACAAGAAGUUAAACGCAAAAUUGGACAAAUUGUACAGAAAAUUACAAAAUGAGUAUGAACAAUACGAAAGUUUGUUCAAAAAAUUGGAUAGUUUGUCUAUAAGAGAGGUCGAUAAAUCACUAAGCCUUAAUGGAUCAGAGACGAAAGCCUGUGGGAAGAAAGGCGUAUCAUCGGAAACCGGAAAGAUAAAAAGCAUUUACAAGGCUUCUAAUAAAAAACUAGGGUCAAAGAGAUCCUCAGGAGAAAACGGACAAGACGUUCAUUACAUAUACAGACGCCUACAAUCCAUAUACGUGGACUACUCAAAAAUAGCAAAGGCAUACAAGCCGAUAUCAAGAUCACUCAGCAAGUGUAAAUCCUCCUUUUGCAAACUAGAUGCAAAGUUGGUAAAAUUGAAGUUAAAUCUCACCCGCUCCUUGAAAUUCUAUAAAAUGAUGAUGACCAAAUAUAACUUGGAGGAAUUGAAAUCAACAAUAGACAACUUAACCUACGCAGAUAAUAAAAUUUAUGACGCAAUAAGCAAUACGAGGACAUCGAGCAAACACAUAAAAGGAGCAAACUGCACUCUAGAAGUCACAAAACGCACGAAACUACUGCAGAACGAAUUCCUCAGAAACAGAUUAACUUCAACGGUGAUUCAAAUGAUGAAAAUAUCAGUGGAAAGUCACGAGCACACGAAAAGCUUGGUAAAGUCAGUAAUUGAAACAGUUAAAACUGAACUGGAUAAGGUGACGAAGAUGGAUUUCGAAGGCAAAAGAAACACCAUCUUUAAUCACAGAACCAACACAAUGAAGAGUAUUAUUAAGUGCGUUUCAAGGAUCACAAUAUCGGCAUCGAUACAGGUACUAAGGAGCCAGAGCAGUUUAACAAAUCUGGAAAAAUCAAUAGCAGAGGCAGUUCCCGAUCCAGAUAAGGCAAAAUUAACCAUAUUGAGCCUCCGAGAGAACGAUUUGGCUGAGCCCUUUGAUCUGCGCACCUUAAAGUUCCGCCAGCUAUUUGGAUUGUACUGCCCAUCAACCUGUAAAAUAUCUUCUAACUUCGGGAUGGCAAACAAGGACCUGAUGACUCACUUAACCGAGUUCAAAAAACAACUGCUAUCAGAACUUAAAGCAGUGGGAAAGACGAAGAGCCGCGUGUAUAGAUCACAGUUUUACGUCGUCAGUGAUCAUAAGGUGUUCAACACUUCGAUGAAUGUGCACAGCGAAGGCAUUCAUACUGCGUACUACAGCGUUCACAAUGCGUUAACUCACAUCAGAAUAUCACUCGUUCUCGUCAACAAAUGCAUUAACUUCUUAAACUUAAUUAUAAAACAGAAUUUACAACUGACGGGAGUGGAGCAAUUAGGAUACUGCAUAGAAGCGUUUGUUAAAGAGGCUGCGGGAAACCAGCUGUUCGCAAAGCAAGAGAUAAAUUUAUCAUACAAAGAUCUUGAAAAAUCCUAUGUAAAAAUGAAUGCUUGCAGAAAUGGGCAGCAGAACGUAAAAAUGAUCGACGUCCAAGAGCAAAUGGAUAAAAUGAAAGACACCAUGGAAGAGUCAAACAAGGCAACCAUCAAGGCAUUCAUAGCAGCAGAAUGGGUAGGCAUAAAACACAUACACUUCCAGAACGAAAGGGUACCGAUAGACUAUCCCACUCUGUGUAACAUAUUGAACGACAAGUAUAAAUUCAAACUGUGA